AUGCCGCUGCCCGGGGGGGCUUCCACCAGCACCAUGCAGCCCUUCAGCCUGCAGAACCUCUCCAUAUGUUUCCAGCUCCUCAUGUUCUCCUGUCAGACCCAGGGGGAGAAUCAACCUUCUCCUAAUUUUAACCAGUAUGUGAGGGACCAGGGGACCAUGAGUGACCAGCUGAGCCGGAGGCAGGUCAGGGAGUACCAGCUCUACAGCAGGACCAGUGGCAGACACGUCCAGGUGACUGGCAGGAGGAUCAGUGCCACGGCUGAGGAUGGCAACAAGUUUGCCAAGCUGAUCGUGGAGACAGACACCUUUGGGAGCCGUGUCCGCAUCAAGGGGGCUGAGAGUGAGAAGUACAUCUGCAUGAGCAAGAGGGGAAAGCUCAUUGGCAAGCCCAACGGCAAGAGCAAGGACUGCAUCUUCACGGAGAUCGUGCUGGAGAACAACUACACCGCCUUCCAGAACGCUCGCUACGAGGGCUGGUUCAUGGCCUUCAGCCGUCGGGGCCGGCCCCGCCCGGCCGCCCGCAGCCGGCAGAACCAGCGCGAAGCUCACUUCAUCAAACGCCUCUACCGCGGCCAGCUGCCCUUCCCCAACCACCCCGAGCGCCAGAAGCAGUUCGAGUUCGUGGGCUCCUCCUCUCCCACCCGCCGCACCCGUGCCCCGAGCCCCCGAGCCCCGAGCCCCCGCACGUAA
Messenger RNA from Indicator indicator, 690 nucleotides. It is a transcript of the gene FGF17, whose product is annotated as fibroblast growth factor 17. Lineage: Eukaryota; Metazoa; Chordata; Aves; Piciformes; Indicatoridae. Gene Ontology annotation, cellular component: cytoplasm. Gene Ontology annotation, molecular function: type 2 fibroblast growth factor receptor binding; type 1 fibroblast growth factor receptor binding; growth factor activity. The record is from RefSeq and is a predicted model, not a curated record. The transcript is spliced from 5 exons. Bases 1 to 690 code for a protein of 229 amino acids. Gene Ontology annotation, biological process: cell differentiation; regulation of cell migration; positive regulation of protein phosphorylation.